AGGUAAACAAUCGAGAGUUCAAGGAAGGUUAAUCCAGAUAAUUUUGGUAUCCAACCAUCCACCUCCCGUCCGUCCCUCCCUGAAAUUUCAAGCAGUAGUAGAUAGAUCGAGUUAAGUUGAAGGGCCAGUAGCAGCAGAGAAAAAUGGCGGCAAGCACUAGUGCCGUAAUCUCUCAUUUGCAAUCCCGCUGCUCCGGCGGCCGUUUCGAUCUGGUUGCAAGAAGACAACAACCACAAUUACUAAAUUCUCUUCAAAUUGACCGAACAAAGAGAAGAUUACUGGGGAUUCAUUGUUCAGACAAUAAUUGUUACAACAGUAUUAGAUUUGGGUCUAAUAAGAAAUCUAUUCGACGAUUUCGUUGUUCAGCGGUCGACGACUUAAAAGAGAAGCAGCUGGAACCGUUGGGCGGCAGCAAUGGUUCAGUUAUUGAAGAAAGAACAGAUAAUUCAGAGGGCGGGAUAUUGCAAAACGCCAACCAAGAUAAAGAAGGCAGCCCUAUUUAUAAUUUUCUGUAUCCUGAUAAAGAUCUACUACCCGAUGAUCAAGAAAUGAGCAUAUUCGACCAUCUAGAGGAGUUGCGCCAGAGGUUAUUUGUUUCUGUUUUGGCAGUUGGGGGUGCUAUGUUAGGAUGCUUCGCAUUUUCCAAAGAUUUGAUAAGGAUUCUCGAAGCUCCUGUAAUGACUCAGGGUGUUCGCUUUCUGCAACUUGCUCCUGGAGAGUUUUUCUUUACGACUUUGAAGGUAUCUGGCUAUUGUGGACUUCUUAUUGGAAGCCCUGUUAUUCUCUAUGAGAUAAUAGCGUUUGUUCUCCCUGGUCUGACUAGAUCCGAGAGAAGGUUCCUCGGACCCAUUGUGUUUGGCUCCUCGAUACUUUUCUACACGGGCAUCGCCUUCUCCUACGCUGUCCUAACUCCUGCAGCCUUGAAUUUCUUCGUUAGCUAUGCUGAAGGAGUGGUGGAAUCCCUGUGGUCCAUCGACCAAUACUUUGAGUUUGUAUUGGUGCUCAUGUUUAGUACAGGAUUGUCUUUCCAGGUUCCUGUCAUACAACUCCUUCUUGGGCAAGUUGGUUUGGUGUCAGGAGAUCAGAUGCUGUCAAUUUGGAGGUAUGUUGUGGUUGGUGCCGUGGUAGCAGCUGCAAUUCUGACCCCAUCAACUGAUCCUCUAACACAGAUGUUGUUAGCUGGUCCCCUCUUGGGUCUGUAUUUAGGUGGUGCAUGGACUGUAAAGCUGAUAGGGCGCUAAACUCAAAACCUAGCACAACCCCGUUACCACCUAAUCACGAAGUUUCCCAAAUUAGGGAUGGCUAAUGGUUGGCAUGUCAUCUUAUUAUAUGUAACAUACAAUACAACACAGGUUAGAUAAAAAUUUAUUUGUCUCCAUCCUUCUCUCAGAUCUACUCCCUGUAUUUGUAUUCUAAUAAUUAUAUCCUUGUAACAACAUUUAUAUCCGCAUAUUUCUGUUGUUCAGAUAUGAAAUCAUAAUUUACCUGUUCUA
Papaver somniferum (opium poppy) is the source of this 1493-nucleotide messenger RNA. Its product is annotated as sec-independent protein translocase protein TATC, chloroplastic-like. Gene Ontology annotation, biological process: protein transport by the Tat complex; intracellular protein transmembrane transport. Gene Ontology annotation, cellular component: membrane; TAT protein transport complex. NCBI's taxonomy places the organism in Eukaryota, Viridiplantae, Streptophyta, Magnoliopsida, Ranunculales, Papaveraceae. Gene Ontology annotation, molecular function: proton motive force dependent protein transmembrane transporter activity. The transcript has 4 exons. The coding region runs from base 144 to 1241 and encodes 365 amino acids. The record is from RefSeq and is a predicted model, not a curated record.